GCUGUCGGUGUUGACUCUGAUCAGUCAGGCUCUGAUGUGGUUGCGAGUCGCGGUUGUUGAUCACUCCCAUGUUCUGUUUGCAGUGUGAGAGUUCGGGACUCGGGAUCCGGGCAGGUUUCGCAUGAAGAUCGCGGGGGCUGUUUUUGUUCGGAACUUUCAUUCCAUCUGUUUUUUGAUACAGAGCGGAAGCCAUGGCCCCAGCAACUGUAGAUAUGCCGCAGAACGUGAUUGCUAGGGUGGCUAAGUUGCCACUUUUAAGCAAUGCCUAUGAUAUGGUGACCUCUGUAUACAGCAGCACAAAGGAAAAUCAUCCUUAUCUGAAGUCUGUGUGUGAUGCUGCAGAAAGAGGAGUGACGGCCAUUACAUCUGUAGCUGUCACCAGUGCUGUGCCAAUCCUUCAGAAACUGGAACCACAAAUUGCUUUUGCAAAUGGUUAUGCCUGCAAAGGACUAGACAAAAUUGAAGAGAAACUGCCUUUUCUCCACCAACCAGCUGACCAGGUUGUUGCUAAUGCAAAAGAUGUGCUUGCUACUAAAGUAUCUAAUGCCAAGGAUGUUGUAACCCAUACUGUUACUGGUGCCAAGGAGACUGUGGCAAGUAAAAUUACCAGGGUAGUGGCCAAGACAAAAGAGACUGUCCAGGAAAGUAUUGAAAUUACCAAAGUUGUGGUGAAUGACAGCAUGAGCCAUAUACUUGAGUCAGGUAUGGCUAAGAUGUUGACCAAUGGAAUACAUUCUGCUUUGGUCACUUCUGAAGUGCUUGUGGACCACUACCUUCCUCUGACUGAAGAUAAGCAAGCUCAAGAAACCAAUGGAAUUGAUGGAUUUGAAGUUGACCCUCUGAAACAGAGUUGUUUUGAGAGGCUGGGAUCACUUUCUACCAAAGUAUGCCAGCGAGCUUAUCAGCAGGCCGUAGUUAAAAUUCACAGUGCGAAGCAACAUGGUCAAGAGGCAAUUUCUCAGCUUUGCCGUACCACUGAUCUGAUAGAGUAUGCCAGUGAAAAUAUGGGCACAGCAAACAAAAAAAUCCAUGAUGCCCAAGAUAAGCUACACCAGACAUGGGCAGAAUGGAGAAAAUCUAAUAUGGAAUGUGAAGACUAUGAAUCCCAUGCAGCAGAGCAAAUUGAAUUCCAUACACUGGCUAUUGCUCAGAAUCUUGGUCAACGAUUGCAGACAACCUGUUUUGUGCUUGUAAACACCAUCCAGAGUUUACCACAGAAUGUUCAAGAACAGGUUCACUCUGUAAAUGUUUUGGCAAGAGAGUUGUACUCUACAUUCAAGUUUAAAACAUCCUUCAAAGAACUUCCUAGCCAGAUCCUCUCCACAAGCAAGGAUCAACUCUCUAAAAUGAAAGACUCAGUGGAUGGAGUAAUGGACUAUUUGGUGAAUAACACGCCUCUGAAUUGGCUGGUGGGUCCCUUUUACCCACAACUCAUUGGGUCUCAGCAGGAAGGGGAGACAGACCAUGGAAGAGAGACAAUCUGAGCAGCUGCAUAAUUGUCAUGAUACUUGAACACCCUUUGUUUGUGUUUAUUUGUUUUGCAACUUCCAAUUUCUGUUUUAAUCACUUCUCUGCGCAAAAACUUCCUUUUCUUAAAAGGGGAAGGGGAUGAAAUACAAAUUAAUGACAGUGGUAGCCGUAUUCUUCCUUUGGACAGUUAAGACUUUGUAUUUCAUUAUAUAUGCAUUUAAAUUCUCAAGCUGCCAUGGUUAUCUGAUGAUAUUAAUCUUCCAGACUUCAGUUGGCCUUUCCUAAACUGGCAGAGUUGAAGUUUUUCUGCUGGAAAUUUUAAUAUUCCAGAAAUUUUAAUAUUCCAGAUUUGGAAGAUGGAAUGGAGAUGUUAAUAUCCUAAAGUGACUCUCUUGUCAAGAUGUUAAAGCACUAAAUAAAGCUAAUAACACUCUGAAGGAAUUUAUACAAUACUGACCAAGUUAAAUAUUAUUUUGUACUCUGGUGUGAUUUUUACCUAUCUCUACCCUGCCCUAGUCCAUGCUUGUACUACUGCAGCCUCAGCCAUUCUGAAAUUCACCUGGCUGACCUCUGCUUCCAUCCUUUCUUAAACCAGAGUCCUGUUCACCCAUCAUUACUGGACUUGUUGACCUACUGACCUACAUUAGUUCCUGGUCCAGCAAUGCUUCAAAUUUUCAUUGGCCCAGAUCUUUUGGUCUCCAACUCAUUGGUGACUGGAUGUACGACCCAAGAUGUGUGUUGGGACCCCACAGAAAUCCUGGCAUGCUGAUCUCUGUGGGAAUUGCCUAGGAAGUUUGAACUUCGAACGGAUCCACUGUGAAUGUCUUCAACUCCUAACUACAGUCGGAGACUUCGGACAGUUCUGAUUGAUUUACUUACCUGACCAGUUACCCAGGAAGCUUUAUUCAGAAAAGUCCUAAUCUAACUCUUGGGUAACUACAGAAACUAACCUAACUACUCCUUCCUCCCACCCUCUCACACUGGGCCUUUAAACUUAGCAUCUGGCAACUAGUACUGUAAAAAGGCGGCAUGUCUUCUGCACUGAUUUUCUUUGCAGGUCUGCACUGAAUUCCUGUGCUGAGCAAGGUCUCUGACUGCUGCAUAAGAAGUCAGAUGCUUUAAAUGUGUAAUUUUCUGACUGAUCAGCAUCAGCCAUAGCAGUUCUGGCAUUGGCCCAAAUGUUCUGGUCUAUGUAUUCAAAUCCCUCCAUAGCCUUGUCCGUUCCUUCCUCUGAAAUCCUAUCCAGCCCCAAGACUUUCCAUGAACCCUAUUCCUGAUUCUUUCUUUAGAAUAUAUGCAAUUUUCUCAGUUCCAACACUGCUGAUUUGUGCC
This is a messenger RNA of Carcharodon carcharias (great white shark), 2802 nucleotides long. Its product is annotated as perilipin-2-like. Bases 192 to 1484 code for a protein of 430 amino acids. Gene Ontology annotation, cellular component: cytosol; lipid droplet. Lineage: Eukaryota; Metazoa; Chordata; Chondrichthyes; Lamniformes; Lamnidae. Gene Ontology annotation, biological process: positive regulation of triglyceride storage; lipid storage. The record is from RefSeq and is a predicted model, not a curated record. The transcript is spliced from 7 exons.